AUGAGAACACAGCUGAUACUUCUGGCAGCACUUCACAUUGCCGCCGGUAAUCUGUUGAUCUCUCCACUUCUUCCAAGUUUGAAAGCUCUACAAAAAAUCCCGGUAAAACCAGCAGGAGAUUACACGUUUUGUGACAAUGCGAAAUUUAAUCGAUGUCAGAAUGAUUUCAAUAAGGAACUGGGGCUUCAAGCCGAUGCUAAUUUUCAUCAUGUUGACGUCUUGCAGAGCGGUAUUACAGAACUCUUAAAUAAGCCUCUCGACGAAGGACUUCUAAAGUUAUGCAGAGCUCGCUCAAUGUUUUACCAGUGCCUUUCAUCAAGUUAUCGAAACUGCAUGAAUCGAUUCAACUUUCUUCAACAUGGGCUGAGCGUUGAAAACGCAACUAGUUUUGUCCAAAUUUUCGAUGAACUUGAAUUUAUGUGUAACGGUGGACUGCUGCAAUCUGUGCAAAAAUGGGAUUGCAUAGUGCAAAACUCAGCAACAGCUGAUCCUCUAUUGGUUGAUUGCAGAAAUAGUUUUCUUAACGCUUCAUUACACGAUCCAGAUAAUAUCUGUUCUCAAGUUGAGACGCUGAUGCUUUGCUACAGAGCACCGUUCUACAUUAGUUGCGGGGAAGAUGUAGCUUGGUGGAGCUGUGAACAAGUUCGAGUAGCUGCGAAUAUCGAUGAUUACUGCCCGCACCUGUCAUGCAGUUACCAAACGUUCCCAAAUUCUGUUGCUGAACAGAAUAAUGAAGUACCGCAUAUACGUACACGACGUGAAGCAAUUCACACAGCGAAUCCUCAGUUUAUGAACCAACGUUAUUGGGUGCUAAAGCUGCUGAGCGAGAAAGAAGAAGAAAGCGAUCAGCGCCAGAAGAAGCAGAAGAAUUCUAAAAUGAAAGUUGGGAAUUCUAUAAUACAUGUCGCUAAAAGAAGUGCUAAAAGUUCUGAAAAUGAUGCAGUUAAGGAAAGUGCAUUAAGCUUUCAAACGGCGAUUUGGUGUGAUCUUGAAGGCACAUUUAACAUCAUCGUUCGUCUACCAGACUCGUUAAAUUGGAUGAACGGCACUGAAUUAGCCAAUCGUGUCAAUCGACUGCUUAUGACUAACAUUACUGAACUUCUAACGAUAUGCAAUGCUUAUCAGUACUUUGUUCGUGAUGUUGGAACUUACGACGCAUGCAUAAAUCCAUGGUUUCUGCUGAGAAGCACCAACGCAACACUGAGAAACGUAUUCGAUUAUGUUCAUAUGCAUUUGAAACUUGAUUUUGUAUGUAACUCGGGAUUUGAAGAAGUGUCAAACCAGUGGCAUUGUCUGCAUACUGUAUCAGCAGAUCCUAAAUACAAGAACUGCGUUGACGAUUUCAACAAGGGUUUAGAGACCUCAACAGAUCCGUUAUGCAACACAGUGGACACCUUUAUGAGUUGCGCUCAAUCAGUUGGUAUUAGCAUAUGCAAAAACAAUGCGGUGAGUGCAUAUUUGCUUCAUAACAUUCUAAGCACUGCUAAGCACUGGAAAGUUUUAAAAAUUACAAAAGCUUCUUUGUAA
Messenger RNA from Enterobius vermicularis (human pinworm), 1527 nucleotides. Lineage: Eukaryota; Metazoa; Nematoda; Chromadorea; Rhabditida; Oxyuridae. The record is from the annotation of a GenBank genome assembly.